Messenger RNA from Mobula hypostoma (lesser devil ray), 3421 nucleotides. It is a transcript of the gene entr1, whose product is annotated as endosome associated trafficking regulator 1. Gene Ontology annotation, cellular component: recycling endosome; centrosome; ciliary basal body. The transcript has 8 exons. NCBI's taxonomy places the organism in Eukaryota, Metazoa, Chordata, Chondrichthyes, Myliobatiformes, Myliobatidae. The coding region runs from base 24 to 1106 and encodes 360 amino acids. The record is from RefSeq and is a predicted model, not a curated record. Gene Ontology annotation, biological process: regulation of cytokinesis; positive regulation of cilium assembly; positive regulation of protein localization to cilium.
ACGGCCUGCUGACCGCGGUGAGGAUGAGCUCCCGGGGAGAGCGAGGUGAAAAGGAAAAGGAUGAUGAAGAAACAAACCCCUUUUCCUUUAAGGAAUUUAUCAAGAUUAAAAGUCGGUCAACAACUAAAGGGGGAGAGGUGAAAAAGCAGACGCACCAACAGCUGAAGGACUCCCUCGGAAUUGCCUUUGAAGACGAUCUGUCCGCAGCCGAAGAAUUGAACUUGAAGCUGAGUUUUCCAGAGAGUUACCUCCCAGAUCCGAUGCCCAACAGUCCUUCACUGGAUGAAGAGGACGACGACUGGAGUGAAACGUACCAGCCUGCCGUUAUUGAGGCUGCUCAUGAGUGUGGUUUCUCUAACUUUCUCCACGAGAUGUCCAACACCCCACUUGCACUGAGCCCUGCUGACCUGUUGCAUCAUGACGGCGCCCAGUAUGCACCAUCCGAGUGGCAAGUGGACGACGACCAGGAGGAGGAAGAAGAGGAACAUUGCAAAGGGAACGCAGCCUCACAAAUGGACCCCUCUUGCGAUAGCCAUGACCCUCCAAAGGAUCACUUUGACUUGGUCGGGGAGGUUCUCUAUCAAAGUCAGUUACUAAGCAAUGAGAAGCUGAAAGAAGAAAAUGCUCUUUUACGGAGACGAACUAAAGAAGCAAAGCAACUGGCAAAAAACCACAUAAAGAGGACUAGGACAUUGGAAGAAGAACUGGAGAGAAGGAAAAUUAAAGAGGAAAAGGAAGCACGAGCAUUAGAAGCAAUGGUUCAGCAAGUAGAAGAGAACCUGCAACUGAUGACGAAACGGGCGGUGAAAGCAGAGAACACGGUGACUAAGCUGAGGCAAGAACUUACAGUUGUACAGGCUGAACUACAACAAUGCAAGUCUGAAAAUGAAAGGCUUCGAUCUCAAGAUACUGCUGCUCUAAUUUCAGCAAAAAAUAGUGCCCGACUCGCUUCGGACUAUUUAAUGAAGACUGCACAUGAAGCUGAGACCUCAGUGAAGCGGAUCAUGUCUGGAGCAGAAACGUUACGCCUAGCAGCUGAUCUACUGAAGUCCAUUGACAAAAUCUGUGAGCUACCACCUUACUACAAAAUGGAAGAUCCUAGCUGAUGUUGUUAACUUCAUUUAGCUCCACCCACUGCAGUAUGAACAUUACCUGCAAAGUAUUUAUUAACAUGAUACUUUGGGCCUGAUCGAUCCCCACUGCCCAUGGUACAGAGUAAAGCUGCAAAUGCACGACUCCAGAAAAGGCCUGUUUUAUGCUUGAAUUGUUCCUGAAUGUCUUCUUUUGUUUGGUUGGAUCCCAUGUGUUCAUUUUACCUUCAAUACCUUAUUUGUAUCAAAUGAAAAGAAUGAUGUAAACAUUUUUUUUAUUCACCUACAGCAUUAGUGAGUAGAUUAUAAAUUCUGUUUAUCAUCCUCUCAGGAAAAAACUGCCCCCAACACUUUUAAAGUUUGUGUUUUAAAUGCAGUUUUUUAAAUUAUGGAGGUGCAGGCCCCUUGCCCUUCACCUAACUUCUUGCAGUUCACCACUUUUUCCCUGUUCUUCACUCAAUCCACUACCUCAUGCAGUGCAGUGUAAACUAUGAUGAUCCUCUUCGUUUAAAGUUUCUCCUGCUUUUCAAAAGUUCAGCGUUUGCAUUUAUCAGAAAGCUCUCAAACAUUGAUCCCUGGCUGCAGCAGCACCAGUGUACCAUUGGUGACUCAGCCACUUCAGCUGCCAGUGGCAGUGGUGGAAGGAUUAGCCCGGAAUAACCUUCACUCCUGCUCUAAACUUAGUGAUCCCUGCAGGAACAUGGCUGUACAGUCAAAUAAAACUAUUAUAAAGGUGAUUAUCCAGCAUUGUGCAAAUACCUUCAACCCCUUGCUGCUAGGCAUUUAAAACAUUGUCUUAAAUUAGUUUACCUGCCUUGAUUCCCUAUCACUAAAUACAGUUACUUCGCAAACAUCUCAGUUUUGAGAUGUCCAAUUGGAGCGCUGUUUUAGGAGCUUUAUUAGGGAACAGAAGAAUUCUAUUGUCAAUAUGAAGAUAGUUUUUUGAUUUUAAAUCUGAAUUAUCCUGCUUUCAUUUUAAGGUUAUACCCAUAUUCUGGGCUUCCCAUUAAAGUAAAAGGAUUUUCCUAUCCUUCCCAUAAUAGAUAAUUUAGAUUGCCAUUGAUUUUCUAAACUGAAAAUUUACAAGAAUAUUCUUUGAAAUACGUCUGUGUAAUUUAAAACACUUUUAACACAGCAUGCUUGUGGUAAAUAAGUGUUUUCAUACAAGGAAUGACAACAACAAUCUUGUAUUUGUGUGUGUUUUUGGUAUAUACUCUAAAUCAACCAGAUUAUUUCAAUGAAUUGUUAUGACUCGAUACUUUAACACCAGGGCACCUUGGUGCAGAAACCCACAGUUUAAUCCAAAUUCUAAUUUUAAGGAGUAUCUUAGAAGAGGAAAGAGAGAAGUUUAGGGAUAGAAUUCAGAGCUUUGAGUGUUGACAGUUGAAGUCAUACAAAUAAAAUUGGGAGCACUCAGGCAACAGGACAUAAAGAAAGUUUACAGCAACAAUUACACUAAACCAAACAGUGUUAGCUAAUUUUACUAAUAUGGAUAUCUUAAUGAUUGAAUGGAUGUAAGCAAGUUUACAAACUUUUUGAUUUAGCAUCAGAGUGUUGCUUGGAAGAGGAUGGAAUUGGUGGCUGGUGAACAGUUUGUAUUGGGAUUUAAUACUGCUAGUAUUAGAUAGGAUAAAUUUCUGAUUAUCCAGUGCUAAGUAUAUGGAGAAGCACACUAACAGUUUAAGUAAUAAGACAUGGUGAGGUAAAUCAAAGUAUUAUUAGGGUUUGUGGAAACAGAAGUUGUGUUUUCAGAUGUUGCUGCUGAAGGGCAACCUCACUGUGAGAAAGAAGAGCUUAGAGGAAUCUUAAAGGUAAUUGCAUGAGAGUAUGAUGGGAAAAGAUUGCAAACUCUAGCCACCACAGAAUGAAUAAGAAUGGAACCAGAUGAGUUUGGUCUGGUCUAGAUGAUUGGAAGAGAAUUAUGCAAUUUGUGUUAAGGGCUGCAGACACAUCAUGGGGGAAGCAGUGGAACAUUUUGGAACUUGGAUCAGAACUAUUUGGGUACUGGGACAGAGUGUAAAUGUGUUAUUUUGCUGCAAAGAUAAAGCAUGGAUAAAAGAUAUUCACAUAUUCAAGAAGUUUCAAGAGGAAGUGGGGGUGGGGUGAGGUUGAAAGAGUUGUUUACUCUGUGCUUAGGUGAUAAUAGAUAUAGCAGGCUGGGGGUGGGGGCCACCUCUGAGAGGGAACUAUGAACUAUUUGCCUUGUAGUAUAGAAUUAGAAGAUAAUGGAUUUGUUAGUUCUUCCUUACUAAACUGGGUUUGAAGAAACUAUAUUUUUAACAUUGAGAUGUCUAUUUAAGAUUUUGUAUAAUAUACUGGAAUGAUUGAAA